AAACCAUUAAAUGAAGAAAAAAUAUCCGAAAACCACAUUCCCAGUACCCACCACCGAGAAACCCACCCCUCAUUCUUUUCUCUCUCCUCUAUUUCAUGGCUUUCUCCUCUGUAAUGGGGACAUGGGGAGCAAAAAUACAGAGAAAUAAAAAUUUAUGAGCAAAUAAUGGAGAAUAAGGUGGUCGAGCCCGCUAAUACGGUGAGUUAUGCAGUUAAGGUGAGCCUUGAGGUCCGGGAGGAGCUGGAGAGAGCGAGGUCGAGGCACAAUUCAGCGGUCACGUCGCUGCCCACCACUUGGUCGAAACCGGAUGUUGGUUGGACGAAAGUGAAUGUGGAUGCGGGUGUUCUGGGAGAUACUGGCACAGGUAUUGGCAUGGUGAUGAGGGACAGUGAAGGAGUGAUUGUGGCUUGCUCUUCAUGGCAGGGUACGGAGAAGUGGGAAACUAGGGUGGCGGAAGCCAAGGCCGUGGCUAUGGGCCUGCAGCUAGCUCAGGAGAUGGGAGUAAGGGAUGUGGAAAUGGAAAGUGAUUGUCUGAUGGUAAUACAACCGUUGCGUGGUGGCUCUCAAGGAAACAACAGCUUUUCUCUAGUGAUAGAUGAUAUCCUUGAUUUAUGUUCUAGCUUUGAUAAUGAUAAUGUUAAAUGGUCUUUUGUCAAACGUAGUGGUAAUUGGGUGGCUCACAAUUUAGCUCAUUUUCAACCAUGGAAUUUUGGGCAGCGAGUGUGGGUUAACGAUGUACCGAAUGAUGUGUUGAAUGUUGGUUUUUCUGACCUAUUAAUAUAAUUCCCCUCUAAGGGUUUCCUCAAAAAAAAAAAAUUAUGAGCACAAAAAA
This is a messenger RNA of Spinacia oleracea (spinach), 832 nucleotides long. RefSeq lists its product as uncharacterized. Bases 166 to 783 code for a protein of 205 amino acids. The record is from RefSeq and is a predicted model, not a curated record. The transcript has 2 exons. Gene Ontology annotation, molecular function: RNA-DNA hybrid ribonuclease activity; nucleic acid binding. Lineage: Eukaryota; Viridiplantae; Streptophyta; Magnoliopsida; Caryophyllales; Amaranthaceae.